UCCGAUGUAUUAGGUUUUUGCAAAUAUGUUAUAAAUUUGUUAUUUGUAAUUUUGAUUCAAUUCUAUAUUCAAACCUCUGCGUUCUUCUCGAUCUCUUUAGUGGAACCAAAGUGAGGGAAAACUCUUGAAGCUCUAGCAUGGGCCUGCUAUCUCAUGUUAGGUCCACAUUUGUGGGAAAAUGUUGCAAAGGAAACUUUGGCAUGUCAAGAUUCCUGCAGUCGAAUGAUUUUCAGCACAAGUUGAUUUUAUCCAGUGGUAAAGAAUAUGAGCAUUUUAGCAAGAGGUCGUAUUCUUCCCCUUCUAUGACGCCUGGAACUGAGAGUACGACUGCAAUUACUAAAUUUAAGAUGCCAAAUAUAGGGAGUGAAGGCUUUGCCUUUUCAUCCUUUUUAUCAACUGUCAACAGAAAUUCAAGUAUGAUUAAUUUCAGUAGUUGCUUCAAAACCCCUGUGAAACCUGAACAGAUUGCUGCAAAUCCUGUCAUCCGUAAAAUGACUACUGGGAUGGAGAAGAUACCAAGGGCUUUAAGAUGGAUGUGUGGAGGCUUCCCUGCGAUAGCCUUUUGUGAUGCACCAGAACCGUGGCAAUUAGGAUUUCAAGAUGCGGCAACACCUAUAAUGCAAGGAAUAAUGGACUUACAUCACGAUAUCUUUUUCUUCCUUGUUCAAAUUGCGGUUUUUGUGUUGUGGGUCUUGUCUCGUGCUUUAUGGUGUUUCAGGUCUAAAAUUAGUCCAAUCCCACAAAGGAUUGUUCAUGGAACCACCAUUGAGAUUCUCUGGACCAUAUUUCCCAGUAUCAUCCUCAUGUUUAUCGCCAUACCAUCAUUCACUUUGUUAUACUCAAUGGACGAUGUUGUAGUUGAUCCUGCCAUUACUAUCAAAGCUAUUGGGCAUCAAUGGUAUUGGAGUUAUGAGUAUUCAGACUAUAACAAUUCGGAUGAGCAGUCACUUGCUUUUGACAGUUAUAUGGUUCCAGAAGAUGAUCUAGAAUUGGGUCAACUGCGUUUAUUAGAAGUUGACAAUAGAGUGGUGGUACCAGCCAAAACUCAUCUGCGUGUUCUGAUAACAUCAGCUGAUGUACUUCAUAGCUGGGCUGUACCUUCCUUAGGUGUGAAAUGUGAUGCAGUACCUGGUCGUUUGAAUCAGAUCUCUACUUUUAUACAACGAGAAGGAGUUUAUUAUGGUCAGUGCAGUGAAAUUUGUGGAACUAAUCAUGCUUUUAUGCCUAUUGUUGUGGAAGCUGUUUCUACUAAGGAUUAUGGUUCCUGGGUUUCCAAUCAAAUCCAAUAAUCUUGGUGGAGACAAUGACGACAUUGAUAUGGUGACAGAAGUAGCAGUGACAAGAAUUGCUGAUGGUCAGAUAAGACAAAUAAAAUUAAGUAUUUUUCAAUGAGUAUUUCGUAUUUGAACCAAAGAAUUGUCUCAGCAACAGAAUUAAGUUUGUCACUGUCUAUUUGCACUUGGUUUGUGUCCCAUUUUAUUUUGUUAUAAAAUAAUACCUGAAACAGUGUAUUUUUGUUAUGUGCCAUACUUUUUUUUUGAGAAAUUAAAUGCAUACAUAUUUAUUUGUUGGGAA
Messenger RNA from Vigna angularis (adzuki bean), 1575 nucleotides. Its product is annotated as cytochrome c oxidase subunit 2, mitochondrial. Gene Ontology annotation, molecular function: copper ion binding; cytochrome-c oxidase activity. The transcript is spliced from 3 exons. The record is from RefSeq and is a predicted model, not a curated record. Gene Ontology annotation, cellular component: membrane. NCBI's taxonomy places the organism in Eukaryota, Viridiplantae, Streptophyta, Magnoliopsida, Fabales, Fabaceae. Bases 138 to 1289 code for a protein of 383 amino acids. Gene Ontology annotation, biological process: ATP synthesis coupled electron transport.